Molecule: messenger RNA, 2079 nt
Organism: Knipowitschia caucasica
Lineage: Eukaryota; Metazoa; Chordata; Actinopteri; Gobiiformes; Gobiidae
Source: the annotation of a GenBank genome assembly
AUGCCAGUAGCUGACAGCGACAUGGUGGUCGACAGUGCCCACGGGGCUGAGGGAGAAGACAUCCCCAUCUCGCUCUGCAGUCCCGCAGCGGACAUCCUCAAGAACUUUUACCACACCAAACGCGUCGGGAACUAUCUUAUUGGGAGGAAGCUUGGAGAGGGAUCGUUCGCCAAAGUUAGAGAAGGUCUGCAUGCCUUAACAGGAGAGAAGGUGGCAGUUAAGGUGAUUGACAAGCGGAAGGCCAAAAAGGACUCUUAUGUGACCAAGAAUCUUCGCAGAGAGGGGCACAUCCAGCAAAUGAUCCGGCACCCAAACAUCACGCAACUGUUGGACAUCUUGGAGACCGAAAAUAGCUACUACUUGGUCAUGGAGCUGUGUCCCGGUGGAAACCUCAUGAAUCGCAUCUAUGACAAGAAGCGGCUAGAAGAAAGGGAGACCCAGAAAUACAUCCGACAGUUGGUGUUAGCCGUGGAGCACUUGCACAGAGCCGGAGUGGUGCACAGGGAUCUGAAAAUAGAAAAUCUCCUGUUGGACGAGCAGGACAACAUCAAACUCAUAGACUUUGGCCUCAGUAACUGCGCUGGCAUCUUGGGAUACUCGGAUCCAUUCAGCACACAGUGUGGCAGCCCAGCAUACGCCGCCCCCGAACUGCUUUCCAGGAAGAAGUACGGACCUAAAGUCGAUGUCUGGUCAAUUGGGGUGAAUAUGUACGCCAUGUUGACUGGAACCCUCCCAUUCACCGUUGAGCCUUUCAGCCUGAGAGCCUUGCACCAGAAGAUGGUCGACAAAGACAUGAACCCCUUACCUCCGUCACUCUCCACAGCUGCCAUUUGUCUUUUGAAGAAACUCUUGGAACCCGAUCCAAACAAGCGUCCCAACAUUCACCAGGUCAUGGCAGACUCGUGGCUACAGCUGGCCAACAAGAACACCGGCGCCCCAUACCUCAAUAGAAUUCACAUAGAGGAAAUAAACCACACAGUUUUGAUACACAUGACGGAGAAGAUGAGCUACAAACAUAGUGAAGUCCUGAGUGCCGUGCUCACAAACAAGGCUUGUCACACGCUAGCGGUCUACUUCUUACUCAACAAAAAAAUGAAACGAUUAUCCAAAGAGUACAGGGAGAUGCAGAUUCAAGAGAAGAAGAAAGGGGAGAAGCAGAAGGACGAGUACUUUCAGACGCAAUGGAGAAAACACGUUGACAAACUUACCAUCCCGCCAAAGCAGACGCCCGUGUACUUGGCCGUGACCAAACCAGGAAAGGAAAAGAAGCACCGAACUGGGCUUUUAAGGGCUAUAACUGGUGGACAUCGUAACUCCCCCCUUGCCCCUCCUGGUACUGUGGCCUCCUCUUCUAUGGAAUACAUGGAGAUCCAUCCGCUCUUCCCCAACGAACCGCAGCAGCGAAGGCGUCUGGCCACUCUUCCUCCCGUCAACACCAGUCCCGAACACAACAUCCCCGCGCCGCCGGCUCCGUCGCCCAUCGGCAUGCACUCCUUUGGGUCUCUGUCCAAAGCCGAACAGAUUGAAAACAACGAACCGGCGCCUUGGUACAAACUCAUCAACGGGACACUAUCACCGCCGCGUCAUGUCUCUGCUUUCCAACCGGACUCCUCCUAUUUAAAGAAAGGAGGCGUCUCUGCGUUCCAGGCGGACUCUUCCUAUCUCAAGAAAGCGACCAUCCCGAGUGUCCCUGUUCAGAUCAGCAACCCGCAGCCCAAAAAGAGCAACUCCACGGACUGGUGUGGGGGUUCUGAUACGAGCGGUAGCCCCCCGAGCACCAUCGGUAGCCCACCUGGAGGUUCGGCAUUCAGCCCGCCAAAGUCUGCCUUCCACCCCCUCAACCCCCACUCCGCUUUUAGCCAUCCGUCUGCAAACAACAGCAGCAACAGUGACCCGGAGAGCCCCACGCACCGCAGCAAGUUCCCCUCCAUGGGAAUAGGACAGAUUUUAAAGAAGAAAGUGCCGUUACAGCCCUUUUCCUUUCGUCCCGAACAAGUCGUAGAGGAAGUGGUGUCUCCGCCUCCCUAUCCCAUGCAGACGCUGCUCUGUGCUUCCGGUGCACUCAAAACCCUUUGCUGA